AUGUUCGUGUCGGGACCAGGUAACCUUGUGCACGAUGAGGCCUUGAACACGGAGAUGCUCUGGCUUCUUGGGUUUCCAGCGGUUUUAACGUUAAAAAUUACAACUGAAGAAAAUGAAAAUUUGUGGAAAAAAUGUGGUGCACGGUUUAUUGGCGAACCAUCUUUUAAUGAUGACGAACCAAAAUUUUUGGCAAUGGGAGCGCCAGUAGCGGUAAACGAAUUUCCAUUUGUAGCGGCUCUCUCCAUUAAAAAACCAUAUCCGUUUACAAUUUUCGGAAAUUUUGCUAGUCGUUACCAGAACUUUUCCUGUACUGGUGUACAAAUCUCACCACGACAUAUUAUGACCGCUGCACACUGUGUUUUUAAUUAUGAUGGAUACCAACUGGGAGAAAUGUGUAAAAAAACGGAUCCAAAAAGGAUACCUAUGAAAGUGCUGAAUGGUGAUCUUUUCACUGUUUAUGUUGGUAGUACAUGUCCUCCAUCUGGAUCAUGUUCUCCUCGUGGAACCAAAUACAAGGCUCGUUCGGUGAUUCCUCAUCCAGAUUUUGAUAUCUGCAAGCCUCUGAAUGAUGUAGCAAUCCUAGAACUUGAUUCUACGAUACUAUCAACAGAUGGGGUACCUAUUUGUAUGCCCGGAAGUAAUGUGUCGUUAGUAAACACCUUAGAUUCAGCUGGAUUUGGAAUCGAUCCAAGCUUCUACUCAAAUCCAACUGCUCCUGGUCUUCAAGUUGUGCAAUUAACGAAACGGCAUGAAGUUAACGGCAUAAUUGAAACUGCUGAUAAAUCGCAAUCAUUGUGCAGAGGAGACAGUGGUGGACCUCUUUUCCAAACUGAUGAACAAGGUAGAGAAACUCUUGUGGGGAUCGCUUCUACAGUCGAACCAUACUGUCUACAGUUUGCCUCAGUAAGACGGAACAAUUUCACCGAUGUACGUCCGAAGAUUGACUGGAUUUGUCAUCAUACCGGUGUUUGCCCAUUAAAUGCUAAUAGAAGCAUUGGCAACCACAAGGGUACCAUUAAUCUCUAA
Molecule: messenger RNA, 1026 nt
Organism: Necator americanus (New World hookworm)
Lineage: Eukaryota; Metazoa; Nematoda; Chromadorea; Rhabditida; Ancylostomatidae
Exons: 10
Coding region: 1-1026 (341 amino acids)
Biological process (GO): proteolysis
Molecular function (GO): serine-type endopeptidase activity
Source: RefSeq, a predicted model, not a curated record